This is a messenger RNA of Aedes albopictus (Asian tiger mosquito), 2948 nucleotides long. RefSeq names its product probable multidrug resistance-associated protein lethal(2)03659. Gene Ontology annotation, molecular function: ATP hydrolysis activity; ABC-type transporter activity; ATP binding. Gene Ontology annotation, biological process: transmembrane transport. Gene Ontology annotation, cellular component: membrane. NCBI's taxonomy places the organism in Eukaryota, Metazoa, Arthropoda, Insecta, Diptera, Culicidae. The record is from RefSeq and is a predicted model, not a curated record.
CCCUGGAUCGUCUGUAGCAUCAGUCAUGGAAGCCAACAAGAAAUCUGUUGCGCUUCCCGUGUGUCCUGCCCAACAUGCCAGUUUCCUAUCGUACAUCGUGUUCGGCUGGGUGCUACCCAUCUUCUACAAGGGCUCCAAGAAAGAAUUGGGCCCGGAGGAUCUCUAUCAACCGCUGACGGCACACAAAUCGAGUAACCUGGGCAAUGACCUGUGCCGCGCGUGGGAAGACGAAGUCGCAAACAAGCGCGCCAAAGGCAAAGAACCAAGCCUACUGCAUGCGGGUUUCCGCGUAUUUGGAUGGAAUAUCGUUUCGCUGGGGCUGAUCCUGUUGGUGCUCGAGUUGGCCUUCAAGGUGACGCAACCGAUCUUCCUGGGGGCUCUGGUGGCAUACUAUUCGAAGCAGAAUGGGGACAUCAACGAGGCGUAUCUGUACGCCGCAGCCGUUGUGCUCUGCAGCGCCAUCAGCGUUCUUUUCAUGCACUCGUACAUGCUUUCGCAGCUGCAUCUCGGUAUGAAAUUGCGGGUUGCUGCCUGCAGUAUGAUCUAUCGGAAAUCGCUUCGGCUGAGCAAGACCGCAUUAGGGGACACCACCGCCGGUCAGGUCGUCAAUCUGCUGUCCAACGAUGUAGGCCGCUUGGAUUUGGCCGUACUUUUUGUCCACUAUCUGUGGAUCGGACCGCUGGAAACGAUCGUCGUUACGUAUCUAAUGUACCGGGAAAUCGGAAUAUCGGCGGUCUUCGGAGUGAUAUUCCUGUUGAUGUUCAUCCCACUGCAGGCGUAUCUGGGCAAAAAGACAUCGGUGCUGCGGUUGCAAACUGCCCUCCGGACGGACGAACGAGUGCGGCUGAUGAACGAGAUCAUCCAGGGCAUUCAGGUGAUCAAGAUGUACACGUGGGAGAAACCGUUCGCCAAGCUGGUGGCACUUGCGAGAAAGAAGGAAAUCAAAGUGAUCCGAUACGUGUCGUACAUCCGCGGUACCCUACUGUCCUUCAUCAUGUUCACCACCCGAGUAUCGAUCUUCAUCAGCUUGAUCGCGUACGCCCUGCUGGGAAAUUUCGUUACGGCCGAAAAAGCCUUCACCAUCACCGCGUACUAUAACAUCCUGCGGGCCACGAUGACCAUCUUCUUCCCGCAGGGUAUCGCCCAGUUUGCGGAGGCGAUCGUUUCCGUCGGGCGCAUCCAGAAGUUCAUGAGCUAUGAAGAGGUGGAGGCUGCGAUCGGAGUCACCAUGGCGGAUCCGGAGAAAGACGAAGACGAUAGUUCGUUGGAUAGUAGUAGCAGCGAAGAUCCAAAGGCGAAGGAUCAGGCGGCGAAGAUGAUCAAGCACUCGGAAUCGGACGGAUUGAAUGAGAAUGGGGCGGCUCCGAAGGAGCAUCUUUCAGAGGCGGGAGUGAUCGUGGAUUCGGCGACGGCCCGGUGGGACCCGAAAGCAUCGGAAUACACACUGGAGGGUGUGAAUCUGCAUGUGCAACCAGGAACAUUGGUGGCCGUUAUUGGACCCGUUGGAGCCGGCAAAUCAAGUUUGAUCCACGCGAUCCUUGGAGAAUUGCCCUUGGAAGGGGGUAGCAUAAAGGUCAACGGUGAGGUAUCCUAUGCUUCGCAAGAGCCAUGGCUAUUUUCAGCCACCAUUCGACAAAACAUCCUUUUCGGGUUGCCCAUGGAUAAGGACCGGUAUAAGAAGGUGGUUAAGACCUGUGCUUUGGAAAGGGACUUCCAGCUGUUUUCGAACGGAGACAAAACGAUCGUCGGCGAGAGAGGCGUGUCCCUUUCCGGCGGACAAAAAGCUCGCAUCAGUUUAGCCCGAGCGGUGUAUCGUCGAGCGGAAGUGUACUUACUAGAUGACCCUCUCAGUGCAGUAGAUUCUCACGUGGGACGCCACCUGUUUGACCACUGUAUGCGGGAUUUCCUCCGGGGGAAAAUUGUCAUCCUGGUAACGCACCAGCUGCAGUACCUGCAGAAUGCCGACCAAAUUGUGAUCCUCAAGCACGGUAAGGUGGAAGCCGUCGGAAGCUACGAUAGCCUAAGGGAAACCGGGUUAGAUUUCGCUCAGCUGCUGGCGGCUCCAAGCGGGAAGGAAGAUGACGACAGCACCGAUACGGAUUCGUUCAAGCGGUCCGGAAGUUUGUACAAACGGCAGAGCAGUGAAUCGAGCAUGGAUUCGGCUAUCAAUGAAGGUGACUCAUCGGCUCCCAUAGCUCCCGAAGAGAAACGCCAGGAGGGUUCCAUCGGGUACGGCGUAUACAAGGCGUACUUCAAAGCCAGCGGAGGCUACGUGGUAAUCUUCCUGCUGAUGGUGGCAUUCAUACUCUCGCAAAUGGCGGCUUCCGGAGGAGAUUACUUCCUAACGUAUUGGGUAAACAAGGAGGAGUCGCGGAUUAGCACCGUGAGCGACGAUGGUUCGGCGACCGAUCCAACCACGUUGGACAAUGGCAAUGUGACGGACGCUUUGGCUUUGGCGUCAAAUUCUACCAACUCGAUUUCGUCUGCUUUCGAAGGACUACUGAACAGCAUUCGACAGUUUACCGGCGCGGACGACGAUGAACGGCUGACUGAUAUCUACAUUUUCUCCGCUUUGACGGUGGCAACCGUGGUCAUCACUCUAAGCAGAAGCAUGUUCUUCUUCCAGGCCGCCAUGCGAGCUUCUCGGAAACUUCACGACGCUAUGUUCAACGGUGUCACCCGUGCCAGCAUGUACUUCUUCAACACGAACCCGUCCGGACGAAUUUUGAACCGCUUUUCCAAAGAUAUGGGUCAGAUUGACGAGUAUCUGCCGUCGGUGACGGUGGAUGUGAUUCAGAUAUUCCUGUCACUGCUUGGUAUCGUCAUAGUGGUGGCCAUCGUCAAUCCGUACAAUCUGAUUCCGACCGUUGUUAUUGGAAUUAUUUUCUACUUUAUGCGAGAGUACUACCUGCAGACAUCGAGGAACGUCAAACGAGUUGAAGCCACUA